Brenthis ino (lesser marbled fritillary) is the source of this 678-nucleotide messenger RNA. NCBI's taxonomy places the organism in Eukaryota, Metazoa, Arthropoda, Insecta, Lepidoptera, Nymphalidae. The record is from the annotation of a GenBank genome assembly.
AUGGCGCUCAGCGACGCAGAUGUUCAAAAACAGAUCAAGCACAUGAUGGCCUUCAUCGAACAAGAAGCCAACGAAAAGGCUGAAGAAAUCGAUGCAAAGGCCGAGGAGGAAUUCAAUAUUGAAAAGGGGCGCCUUGUUCAACAACAGCGCCUAAAGAUCAUGGAAUACUAUGAAAAGAAAGAAAAACAAGUAGAGCUCCAGAAAAAGAUCCAAUCCUCGAACAUGCUGAACCAAGCCCGUCUCAGGGUACUCAAAGUACGUGAAGACCAUGUACGUAAUGUACUUGACGAGGCCCGCAAGCGCCUGGCUGAAGUGCCUAGCGACACCAAGCUGUACUCUGACCUUCUUGUCACACUUAUUGUACAGGCUCUCUUCCAGUUGAUGGAGCCCGUAGUAACACUCCGUGUGCGACAGGUUGACAAGUCAUUAGUAGAGUCUCUACUUGGCAAAGCCCAACAAGACUAUAAGGCUAAGAUUAAGAAGGAUGUUCAGUUAAAGCUUGACUCUGAAAAUUACCUGCCUGCUGAAACCUGUGGUGGAAUUGAGCUAAUUGCUGCUAAGGGACGCAUUAAGAUCUGCAACACCCUAGAGUCCCGCUUGGAGCUCAUCGCUCAGCAGUUGCUGCCAGAGAUUCGUACCGCUCUGUUUGGACGCAAUCCUAACCGUAGAUUCACCGAU